Molecule: messenger RNA, 6944 nt
Organism: Cuculus canorus (common cuckoo)
Lineage: Eukaryota; Metazoa; Chordata; Aves; Cuculiformes; Cuculidae
Gene: MRC2
Product: mannose receptor C type 2
Exons: 30
Coding region: 91-4512 (1473 amino acids)
Molecular function (GO): signaling receptor activity
Source: RefSeq, a predicted model, not a curated record
CCCCACUCUCUCUGCUCUCCCCCUCCCUCUCUCCCCUCUCCUCCCCUCUCCUCGGGCCCCUCCCGUUCCGGGCUCGGGGCAGCGGCGGGGAUGGGGUUCGGGCGAGUGGCUGCGCGGCCGCUCUCUCCGCCGCUCGCCCCGCUGUGCUGCCUGCUCGCCCUCCGGCUGCUGCUCAGCGCUGCGCACCCAGACUCCAAAGUCUUCCUCAUCUAUCACACGGGUGCUCAGGGCUGCCUGGAGACAAAGGACUCGCUGGUGAGACUCGCCAAGGGCUGCAACGCCAGCGUCCCAGCCCAGCAGUGGAAAUGGGUCUCACGAAAUCGCCUCUUCAACGUGGGCGCCAUGCAGUGCCUGGGGGUGUCGUGGCACGGGGGCAAUGCCACGGCGGGGCUGCACCCCUUGGCCACCUACGAGUGCGACCGUGAGUCGGUCAACAUGCGCUGGAGCUGCCGCGGCCUCGGGGAACAGCUCUCCCAGCAUCUCAACGCCCGCCCGGGCAAUUCGUCCUUGGACAGAGGGGACCAGGCGCGUGGUUCACAGUGGAGGACGUAUGGAACCGAGGAGGACCUGUGCUCUGUGCCGUACUCUGAGAUUUACACCAUCCAGGGCAACUCGCACGGGAAGCCGUGCACCAUCCCCUUCAAGUACGACAACCAGUGGUUUCACGAGUGCACCAGCACGGGGCGGGAGGAUGGCCACCUCUGGUGUGCCACCACCCAGGACUACGGCAAGGAUGAGCGAUGGGGCUUCUGCCCCAUAAAGAGCAACGACUGCGAGACCUUCUGGGACAAGGACCACCUCACCAACAGCUGCUACCAGUUCAACUUCCAGUCAACACUGUCAUGGCGAGAGGCCUGGAAUAGCUGCGAGCAGCAAGGGGCCAACCUGCUGAGCAUCACCGAGAUCCACGAGCAGACCUACAUCAACGGGCUGCUGUCGGGGUACAGUUCCACGCUCUGGAUUGGACUCAACGACCUGGACAUCAACGGAGGCUGGCAGUGGUCUGACAACUCCCCUCUCAAGUACCUCAACUGGGAGAGUGACCAGCCCGACAACCCCAGUGAGGAGAACUGUGGGGUGAUCCGCACCGAGUCCUCCGGAGGGUGGCAGAACCGCGACUGCGGCAUCGCCCUCCCCUACGUCUGCAAGAAGAAGCCCAAUGCCACGGCCGACCCCUUCCUGACGGACUCGUGGUCAGAGGUGAAGGUGGACUGUGAGCCCAGCUGGCAGCCCUUCCAGUCCAACUGCUACCGCCUGGUGGGAGAGAAGAAGAGCUGGCAGGAGGCGAAGAAGACCUGCUUGCGGAGUGGGGGGGACCUGGUCAGCAUCCACACCCUCUCUGAGCUGGAGUUCGUCACCAAGCAGGUCAAGCAAGAUGUGGAAGAGCUCUGGAUUGGCCUAAAUGACCUCAAGCUGCAGAUGAACUUCGAGUGGUCGGAUGGGACGCCUGUGAGGUUCACGUACUGGCACCCCUUUGAGCCCAACAACUUCCGCGACAGCCUGGAAGACUGUGUGACCAUCUGGGGACCGGAAGGGAGGUGGAAUGACAGCCCAUGCAACCAGACCCUGCCGUCCAUCUGCAAAAAGCCUGGACGGGUGAGCCAGGAGAAGGAGGAGGAUGACCAUGGGUGCCGAAAGGGCUGGAAGUGGCACAGCCCCUCCUGCUUCUGGCUGGGCGAGGACCGCGUCCCCUACAGUGAUGCCCGCAAGACGUGCUCCGACUAUGGCUCCACGCUGGUCACCAUCACCAACAGGUUCGAGCAGGCCUACGUCAGCAGCCUCAUCUACGGUUGGGAUGGGGAGUAUUUUUGGACAGCACUGCAGGACAUCAAUGAGACAGGCGCCUUCCGCUGGCUGAGCGGCGAUGAGGUUAUGUACACCCACUGGAACCGUGACCAGCCCGGUUACAACAAGGGUGGCUGCGUGGCCCUGGCCACCGGCAGCUCCAUGGGGCUGUGGGAGGUGAAGAACUGCAGCACCUUCAAGGCCAAGUACAUCUGCCGGCAGAACCUGGGCACUCCGGUCAACCCCGAGCUGCCCAGCCCCUACCCCACGCCCAGCCUCACCGCCUCCUGCCCCCCGGGAUGGAGCUCCGACUCCAAGCUCCGCCACUGCUACAAGGUGUUCAACUUUGAAAAACUGCAAGAGAAGAAGACGUGGAUCGCAGCGCAGGAGUUUUGCCGGGAGCUGGGGGCCCAGCUGCUCAGCCUGGGCAGCUACGAGGAGGAGCACUUUGUUGCCAACACCCUCAACAAGAUUUUUGGGGAGUCGGAGCCAGAGGUCCACGAGCAGCACUGGUUCUGGAUCGGCCUGAACCGGCGGGACCCCACAGGCGACAGGAGCUGGAAGUGGAGCGACGGGCUGGGCUUUUUCUACCGCAACUUUGACCGCAGUAACUAUGAUGAUGACGACAUCCGGACCUGCGUGGUGCUGGACCUGGCCUCCCUGCAGUGGAUGCCGAUGCAGUGCGAAGCCCAGCUGGACUGGAUCUGCAAACUGCCCAAAGGUGCUGACGUGAAGGAGCCAGAGAUCACCACCCAAGGCAGCAAAGAGUGGGUGAGGUACGAGGAGGCUGAGUACAAGUUCUUCGAGCACCACUCGACGUGGGUGCAAGCACAGCGCAUCUGCAGCUGGUUCCAGGCAGAGCUGGCGUCGGUGCACAGCGAGGCCGAGCUGCGCUUCCUGGGCCAGAACCUGAAGAAGUUCUCCAGGGGCCAGGAGCAGCACUGGUGGAUUGGGCUGCACACCUACGAGAAUAACGGGAGGUUCAAGUGGUCCGAUGGGUCGCUCCUCAACUUUGUCUCCUGGGCGCCAGGCAAGCCCCGACCCAUCAACAAGGACAAGAAGUGUGUGUACAUGACGGCCAGCAGAGAGGACUGGGGGGACCAGAAGUGCCUGACGGCGCUGCCCUACAUCUGCAAGCGGAGCAACGGGACAGCUGUGAAGCCGUCUCUCCCACCGCUGCCCAGUCCUGUCAGCGGAGGCUGUCCCCGUGGCUGGUUUCCCUUCCUCAGCAAGUGUUUCAGCUUCAACGGCCAUGACAAAGCUGAGAUAGUGAAGUGGCCGGAGGCGAAGCAGGCGUGUGAGAGCCAGGGCGCCGUCCUGGCCACCCUCACCAGCCCCCUGGAGCAGGCUUUCAUCACGUCCAUGCUGCCCAACAUCUCCUUCGACCUCUGGAUCGGCCUCCACGAUGCCCAGCGAGAGUUCCAGUGGGUGGAGGGUGAGCCGCUGCGGCACGUGAACUGGGCACCCGGCGAGCCCUCGGGCUGCAGCGCCUCUGGUCCCCGCGACAAGCCGACCAACUGCGUGGUGGUGUGGCACGGCUCACCCCCUCACUUCACGGGGCGCUGGGACGACCGGAGCUGCCUGGAGGAGAAGCACGGCUACAUCUGCCAGCGGAGCAUAGACCCGUCCCUGAGCCCCGUGCGGACGCCGUACCCCCCCUCGCCCACCGGCACCCUCUUUUACCACAACAGCACUUACCGCAUCCUGCAGAAACCCCUCAGGUGGCACGAGGCGCUGCUGCUCUGCGAGACCCUCAACGCCACCCUGGUCACCAUCUCCGACCCCUACAGCCAGGCUUUCCUCACCCAGGCCGUGAGCAGCCUGCGGGCUCCGCUCUGGAUCGGGUUGGCCAACGACGAGGGAGGUCGGAGCUACUCGUGGCUGACAGAGGAGAACCUCUUCUACACCAACUGGCAGGACGGAGAGCCCCAGCAGGUUGCCGGCUGCUCCUACAUGGAUGUGGACGGGAGCUGGCGCACCGCUGGCUGUGACACCAAGCUGCAGGGGGGCAUCUGCCAGCUCCGAGCAGAUGCCCCCCGCACGCACAAAUGGAGCUACAGCGGCAGCUGCCCCAAGUCAUUGGAGGACUCAUCUUGGAUCCCUUUCCGGGACCACUGCUACACCUUCCACAUGGAGAUCACCUUGGGGCAGAAAGACGCCAUGAGGAGGUGCCAGAAAGUUGGUGGCACGGUGUUGUCCAUCCAGGACGAGAUGGAGAAUGUCUUUGUGUGGGAGCACCUCCAAGCAUAUGAGGGCCCAUCCAAGGGUGCCUGGCUGGGCAUGACCUUCAACCCCAAAGGUGGCACCUUGGUUUGGCAUGACAACACCGCUGUGAACUACUCCAACUGGGGCCAGCACGACACGGGGCCCAGCAUGCUCAGCCAGAACAGCUGCUACUGGAUCCAGAGCAGCAACGGCGUCUGGCGCCUGGGCUCCUGCACCAAUGUCACCAUGGGGGUCAUCUGCAAGAUACCCCGAGUGGAGGAGAGCAGCUUUUCCAGGGCAGCUCUGCCGGAGAACACGACGGCCAUCGCGGUGGUGGUGGUGUCAACGCUGUCGCUGUGCGUCGUGCUGGGCGUCGUUGUCUACCUGUACAAGCGUCGUCAGAGUGCGGAGCGCGGCGCCUUCGAAAGUGCCCGUUACAGCCGCACCACCUCCAACCCCAGCGAAUCCGCCGAGAAGAACAUCCUGGUGUCAGACAUGGAGAUGAACGAGCAGCAAGACUAACGGCAGGGGGGACGCUGGGGAUGGGGACCAGGGGAGGGGGGAGGAUGGAGGGCAUCACACACGCUAUCCCCACGGCACGCGGGGCAGGGCGGAGGCAGGACCGUUGCAGCAGGGCUGGGAGAGGGGCUGGAGCUGGGCUUGGGGUCCAGCCAGGUGGGCGAGUGGAGGGAACUGGGGUCCUUCCUCCCCUUUGGGUCGCUGCCACCACCUCCGGGCUUGUCCCCCACUGCCAGGAGUUUGUCCGCAGAAGCUGUGGAGGCAGUUUCAGGGCUAAAAAAAGAUUAAAGGAAAGUUGUCUUCGCCCAGUUCAAGCGCUUUCUGGUGGCAUGAGCGGGCUCUGAGACACCUUCCCCUUGGGAGAAGGCAAGCACGGGCACUCAGGGCCCUGUCGUGGGCUCAUUCCCCCCUCCCAGGAACCGAGCUGGUGUCUGAGAAGAUGUCCUCCUGGGCAAGAGGUCUCUUAAAGCCAAUCUACCUCCUCUCCGCAUGCAGCAGCGAGGGUCCUGCCAGCCCCCCUGUCCCUGCCACCGCGCCGCUCCUCUCCUCCUCCUCCUCAGCCUCGUCCCCCACCUCUGGCGGAAAGCAGUGGAGGUGCUGUUGCAGCGAUGUGAGCGUGGACCUUCCCCUGGCAUCAGCGAUGGCAUCCCCUCUCCUCCCUGGCACAUCCCUAGGGCUGCACCCCUGGGCUGGCAGCCAGAACCUGUCCCGCUUUCCAUUUUCUUUGGUGCACGUCCCACUCAAAACAACUGCGCGGGACAACACCGGAGCGAACCCCUCUCUGAUGGAGCAUCCUUGCAGGAGGAGCCACGGCAAGAGGUGCUGUCGGAGAGCCAGGGCCACCCUCUGUCCCUUGCCGGGCAGGGACAGCACAGGGCUGGGGUUGCUUGCCGCUGGUUUGGGCCAGAAGGACGAGCAUCAGGGUGGGGAGCGCUGUGGAAGCUUUGGUGGUUCUUUUGAAAGUUUGGUGUUUGUUUGUGUUUUUGUUUUUUUUUUUUUUUUUAAAAAAAAAGGAAAUGGUAGCAUUUUUUUUGCUAUACUGUAUUGAGUGCGUGCUGAAUAUAUACGUUCUUUCACACAGCUGGCUGGGGUGUGUGGAGUUGCCUGUUUUAUGUGUAGGAUGUAGCGGAGGAGGAGGAAGGUGGUGCAAGGCUAAGCCCCCUUCUGGCUCUUGAGCUCUGCAGGAAGGCGUGAGGUCCCUGGGGCUGAGCCUUCCUCCUCCAUCCUGCGGCAGCAUCCCCGGUCCCAGGGUCAGAACGGAGGAUUUCUGGAGACAGGGAGAGAUCUUCAGGCCCUGAGGGGAGUUCCCUGCUGGAAUGGGACCCCAAAAGCCCCUCAGACCCCUGAAGUGGGGUGGUGCAGCCCCUACAAGAGACGUUGUGUUUUGCAACCUCUGCCUCCGAGGCUCGAGUUGGGGUUUUUUUUCUGUUGUGACGACAAUGGGAAUUGGCUCAUUUUUGUUACUCUCCUUUUUGACACUUGUGUGGAUUUAAAAACCUGUUGCUUUCACUUAAGCUGGACAUUAAGUGUUUAAGAAACUGUUGGGGGGUGGGAUGAGGGAAUGAGGGAUCAUUGGGGUUCUGUUUACUUUUUGGCAAUGUCCAAAAGCUAACACGACAUUUCAGGGCAAGCAAAAACCUGGAGUGCGUGGAGCUGCCCCAGCUCGGUUUGUCCCUCUUGGCUUUCUCUGCAUUUAUUUCCUGAGGUCUUUUCUGGUUUGGAGCUGUUGGUUUUGUCCGUGGGCCCAUGGUUUUCUGACAUGAGUGCCAGAAAAGCCACGCUUAAAUUCCUCCUCAUCGCCAGCAGGCAUUGAUGUACCAAGCAGCAAACUUGGAGUGUGCUGGCAUCCCUGCUGCGAGGAUGCUUGGAAUAACAGGAGGGAAGCUGAGCUGGAAGCUGUGCUGCUGGUGGAAAGGAGGUCCUGGAUUAACUCCUCCUGGCUCGAGUGGAGCUGUUGGGAGGUCCUAAAAAAUGAAGGUUGAGGUUAGGAUUGGUGGGAAGGAGUGAGCAAAGAGUAGUGCUGAGGUGCAGCUGGGCAGGGUUGGGCUGGUGGGGAGUUAUUGGUGCCGGAGGAAUGCCCGUGCCAUGGAAGAGUGCUGGGAGCCUAUAAGGAGAUGUUGGGCUUUCACACAGCUCUACUUGAGAAGGCUGUGCUUAAGAGAUUUUCUGUCUUUUUUGGUUUUUUUUUUGGUUUUGUUUUUAUUUUUCCUCUCUUUGAUUAACUUUGUUCUCUUUCCUUCUCCUUUACUUUCAAGAAAAGAAAUCUGUCCAGUCUAGGGGAAAGUUUGUAUGAGAAGAGUUUUGUCAGCUGUCAGCAGUGAUCAGGAUUAUGGGGAAAAACGCAUUUAUGGUUAAGUGGGAUCUCUUAUCGCCAUUGGAAUAAUGUGAAGAAGUGCUUAAAAGGACCCUGUCAAAUAUAUAUAUAUAUAUAUAAA